This is a messenger RNA of Symbiodinium natans, 4383 nucleotides long. The record is from the annotation of a GenBank genome assembly. NCBI's taxonomy places the organism in Eukaryota, Dinophyceae, Suessiales, Symbiodiniaceae.
AUGUCCACACGUGAUAGCAUUGAGAGCAGUGAGUCUAGUGAUAGCGAUGUGUUGGGAGCAGGAAAUAGAUUCCUCGAGGACCAGGUCACUGCGGCUCAUCAAGGUGAGACCGCCACAGAUAGUCAUGUGCGAAGUAUAGCCGACGCCGGGAACGUGGACUUCAUCGACGACGGACGGAAUAGUGGAAGGACAGGACUGGAGAUGGAUAGCAGUGCUGAUAGAGAUCGCUUCGGCCUCAGUUUCUCAGGACCGCUUACUGUGGACGUUAGGUCGAGCGCUGUGGAUAGUACGUUAGUGCCAGGACCACCACCAGGACUGACGGAUAGAAACCUGGAGAUCGUGGCGACGAUGGAUAGUGUGGGGAGGUCGGGAGGGCUGGGCCUUGCCGGGAUAGUAGACACGUCAGGCACUCAGGGGAGGGACGCAGGCGAAGAAUUACGGGAGCUGCUCGCAGUCCCGUCAGUCGCAGAUAGAGGGGAUGUCAUGACGCAGCUCAGCAUGCUUGCCAGCAAUCCUGUAGUGUUUGAUCCAGUCAUGGGAGCUACCGAUUUGAAUGAGUAUAGGGCCGGAAGAGGUGGGAUAGAGACAGGAAAUGCUAGGACUCCGACGCUUGCUAUCGAGGAUCUGGCUGGAUUAGGUGGAAGAAUGGAAGAGGGGGCGUUCGCCAAUCCCUCCGAGACUGUGCUCCACGGGACGGAUCAAGAGACGACGGGAGAUACCAAGGGAACCACCGGAUCCAGGAUAGAAAUCGCAAUAGAGGAUAGAGUGGAUAGCCUUGCAGUGUCAUCAUCGUCAGAUCACGAUAGGACGGUCAGGAGAAAUGAUGAUGGGAUAGAUGCAAUGAUGAAUAGUGGUGAGCUCGGUGCUGAAGGCGAUCGCAUGAGAAGUGCGGAUAGCGGACACUGGAUGGGCAGAAGGAAUGGAGACGACAUCGUUCCCGGAGUGUAUUCGAAUAGUGCGGCCAUGAUUGGGAAUGUCGGUAUCGAUCCUACAGAUCUGGAGUUGAUAGCCAAGGGAUCUUCAGCGGUAGCACAGAACAUGAUCGGUGAGAGCGAUGAUAGAGCGCUGUCUGUGUUUUCGUCAACAGGGCUGUCGGAGGCACCGCCAGGCGGGAAUGUUGAAGCGUUGAAAGAUGUGGGGAUGGGUCAAACUUCGACGAUCGGAAUAGAGUGGGGAUCCCAUGGGAUCCGGAGUGCUCUCGAAGAAACGGGGGUCAUCACAGAUGCAGACUUUGCAAAGUUCUUCACAGAUCAGGGACCAGGAGAGCCUGGAUCAACGCCCAUGACGAUGCAAUCGGAUUCGCAGGUGGAUGAGGGAUUGCGUAAGCAACGAGCGGAGCAGGCCGUUAAGGAGAUGAACCAGAUAGCCGAGAGCGUCCCCGCAGCCAAGAAGUCGAAAUCGACAGAAAUUGGGGGACCGAUCCAUCAGGCAGGAAUGAUCACCCCGGAUCAGGGUAGCGAGGGAUGGGGCAAUCGAUCCCCGGCUCCACGAUCUCCUGGGAUAGGUGGGCAGUACGAACAUUUCGGGAUCAAUACUCCUCCCGAGGGACGAGGCAGGAACGAUGAGAUGAGGGCAACAUCAUCCCCACCUAGGCGGGCAAAGAUGAGAGCUCCUGCUGAUCCGGACAAGUCGUCGUUGGGAGAGAUAGAUGGCAGGAUAGAUGACUUACAGACGGUGGUUGUGGACACGCAGACCGACGUAGCCAAGCUUAAGGUGGCAAGCGAAUGUGCAAGUGCAAUUGCUAAUAGCUCAGCGGAAAAGGCGGACGUCGUGAGCAAGAGAUUGGUGGAAUGCGAGGAGGAGGUGAAGCACUGGAAAGGAUGGAUAGAGUCGCAGCAGAUAGAUACCAAGACAACGCUGUCGCAGGAGUUGAAAGAGAUGAGUCGGAUCAUGGACGGGAGCAUCAGCGAGGAUAGAAUGGACGAUGCAAUGGCACCGCAACUGACCGAGGGAGCCAUGCAGCUCGCACGGAGAAUGAGACGGCAGGUUGAGAACGUGAAGGUGCUCAAGACCUCUGUUACGACUAGAUUGAAGGGAGUGGAGGAAAGAUUGUCCACGGCAGAGCAUUCAGCUGACGUGGCCAAACAGAGUACCGGGACGAAGAUCACCACGUUAGAGACAGGAUUGAACGAGGUGAGACGUGGCAUAGGUGUAGUCUUCUCGAGCAUGCAAGUGCGACACGAGAAUGGAACAUGGAAGAACGAGAGACUGGAUAAAGUAGAGACAGUUUUGAAUAGACAAUGGGACCAGAUCAAGAUAGCGGGCGAGGAACUAAGGAAGCUGAAGUCCAAGGGGAGCCAGAAAGCCGGAGCAGAUACGGCAUCGUCGUCCCAUUGCAACAGCCAAGGAAAAGGUCCUGGAUGCGGAUGCAGAGAACCUGGCGAGGGUCACGGCACGUGCAUAGAUGGGGCAGUGCGGGGCGAAACCAAGAAGCUGAGUGUGGUUCUGGCGCAGAAGGAACACAUAAUGACCGUCGCGAGAGAGGUGAUAAAGAACCGCAAAAGCGUGGCUGAGAUUGUGGCGAACAUGACAAAGGUUCACAAGACUUGCGAGAAUGUCGCGGCAAGGACCGAUCGGAUGGAUGAGAAGAGAAACGGAGAACAGGCCUGGGUGAAGGAUACCGUGCGAAAGAUGGAAAAGACAAUGGAGUCAAUGUCGAGCCGUAUGAUAGAUGAGCAGAAGAGAGUCACGGGCGAAUUUAUCCUUGUCAAUGCUCGAAUUGAUGAGAGCGCACGGAACGAAGGGGUAGGCAAGAUGCGAGGAAACAGCGCCGAGAUAGGAAAGCCACCGACCAUGUCACGCGGACGAGAUAGUCACGGUGGGAGUGGGGGAGCCGACGGAAGAGCCAGGAGCGACAACGCCCGAGGAAUAGAGGCUUCGAGGCCGGAGUCGGCAGGUCCUGUGGUAGAUCGAAGGAUUGAGAAUAGAUGCAUUGUGUUAGAACAGCAGGUGACCAAGAUCACUAGUCAAUUGCAGGGGUUGACCACUGUGAACGAGCGGAUCGUGAGGGAGAACGCUAGCCUGCUCAGUGAGAUAGACAGCAUGAAGGGGGAGAACAAAGGAGUGACAGAGUCGGUGAAACGAAACGAUAGCAUUAAAGCAGAGCUGGAUAGCAUGUGGAAUAGAAUCGGUGAAAUCGCCAAGCAGAGCUCCGAGUACGCUAUGCCGGCGCCGGCUGCGGGAGGACUUCCGAGGCCGCAGAGUGGACGCGAUCAUGAGGGGGACGAUGCCAGAUUCAGGAAUCCGGUAGGAGGAGGAUACAGCAAGUUUAAGGACACCAGAGGGAUGGAGAAAUGCAACGAGAUAUCGAUAGCGAAGGAGCCAUCAUCCGGGGAAGUAGGACUGUGGCUGGGCGAUGUGGCACAUACCGCGAAGGCUGCGUAUCUGUAUGAUGGGGACUAUGCAUAUACGCAGGUACUGAAGGUACGCGAAAGGAGCGAAGCGAUGAUAGACAUGGAACUCAAGUACCCUGCGCUAGAGAACCAGCUGUUUAGCGGAUUGAAGAGAGCAAUAAAGUCAGAGUCAUUGUCGGCGAAGGUGAAGAUGGAGAUGUACAAGACUCAGCAAGUGGGAGAUGGAAAACCGAUGACGGCCAUGAGAUUGCUCACGCUGAUAGUAAAGCAUGUUGAGAUCCCGAUAGCUAAAGAGAGUCAGGUGCUGUACGAUGGUCUGAGCAGCACGAAGGUUAUGCAUUUCCCGGGGAAGCCCGAAGAGGAGGCACUGGAGGAGUUCAUGACUAGAUGGGAUCUGGCGCACACGAACCUUGUAGGGCUGAAAGGCAAUACCUGGAGCGAGCAACAGCUGGGAUGGAUGUUGCAUUCGAAGGUGCAGAGAGUUCAGGUGCUGAACCACGAUAUUGAGGCAUGGAGAUUGCUUCCGGACGAGGCCAAGACGCACACCUGGUUGCGAAAGAGAAUCAAGGAUAGACUAGAGAUGUGGAGAGCGGACAAGAACAUAGACGAGGCCUCAAUGCGGGUGAGCCGACAGGCGUUCACGACUGGAUAUGCUGCGAUGCCGGCUCAGCAGGGAUCCUAUAGAGCGGGGAGGGCCGAUGACCCGAAGAAUAGAUAUGGAUCCAAGUCGCCGUUUGGAAAGAGAGGGGUCUGCUACCCCUAUACGCGUGGAACGUGCCCGAUGACUGCGGCGGACUGCAAGCAUUCGCACGAUAUCUAUCUGUAUAGUCAGGCGGAAGAGGUCCUCAAGAAGGCGGGAUACUGCUUUGAGCAUUUUCGGUAUGGCAGCUGUAGAAAUGACAAGUGUAAAAUGCUCCAUGAGGCUAUCCCGAAUAGCAUUAGGGAGGCAUUUGAGACAGUAGAGAUAGAACAGAAGGAGACGAGGCCAUCGAGUCCACAUGCUGAUGGUGAAGGGCCGAGUUUUCGCUAG